UAGACUUAGUAUCUAAUCAAGAUAAUACAAUUAAGAAAAUGAUUUUUGUUUUUAUCGUUCAGUUAUUUUAAUAUUAACAAGCAUCAAGUUCUUACAGUGCUAUUAAUUGUGAUGUGAGGAUAUGUUAUUUUAGGCAUAAAUAACAUAAUCGUUUAUAUUUUGAAUAUGUUGAAGAAAUUGUGUCAACAAUACCUAAAUUUUUCAGUUGUUAAAAAUAAUUUAAUUAUUAUGAAUUCUUGUGUUAAAUGUGCACCGCUAACAGAACCAAUCCCGUUUUCAAAAGAUUUUUUGUUUCGUCAAAUGUUCGAUCCUACAUCCUGCACAUAUACUUAUCUGUUGGCCGAUAUCAACGAUAAAACAGCGAUUUUAAUUGAUCCGGUCAUUGAAUGGGCAGAACGAGAUAAAACUAUUAUUGAGGAAUUGGGAUUAACAUUAAAAUAUGCUAUAAAUACGCAUAUGCACGCUGAUCAUAUCACCGGAACAGGAAGGCUCAAGUGUUUGUUACCUGGUUGCCAGUCAAUGAUAUCACGUAGCAGCGGCGCUAAGGCUGAUAUACUCUUGAAUCCGGAUGACCAAAUAUGCUUCGGCAGGCAUAAUUUACAGGUGCUUCCUACACCCGGACAUACCGAAGGUUGUGUUACUUAUGUCUGCUACGAACAAGGCAUUGCAUUUACUGGCGAUGCACUUUUAAUACGUGGAUGUGGACGAACAGAUUUCCAGGGUGGAUCAUCAGAGAUUUUGUAUAAAUCAAUUCAUACAAAAAUCUUUACAUUGCCACAAAAUUUUAAGCUAUAUCCAGCCCAUGAUUAUUGUGGCAGAACGGUAACUACAGUGGCUGAGGAGAAGAUUCUUAAUCCGAGAUUAUCUAAAUCACUAAAUGAAUUUGUGAACAUAAUGAAUAAUCUUAAUCUGUCUUAUCCAAAAAUGAUAGAUAAAGCUUUACCGGCUAAUAAAGUUUGCGGAUUAUAUGAAGUUCACGAGGAACAGAAACCAUGAAGAGAUGAACUCUUCUGUGGUAUUUUUAUGUUCAUCGAUCGAUCGAUGUUAAUUCAAUUUUGUUGUUUUAUGUAAAAUAAUAGUUUAUAAUAAAAGGAAUUUAAUUAUAUAAUAAACAUAAAAAAAAAUUU
Molecule: messenger RNA, 1127 nt
Organism: Apis laboriosa (Himalayan honeybee)
Lineage: Eukaryota; Metazoa; Arthropoda; Insecta; Hymenoptera; Apidae
Product: persulfide dioxygenase ETHE1, mitochondrial
Exons: 6
Coding region: 166-996 (276 amino acids)
Biological process (GO): hydrogen sulfide metabolic process; glutathione metabolic process
Molecular function (GO): sulfur dioxygenase activity
Source: RefSeq, a predicted model, not a curated record